AUGUCGAUCCUGGAGAAUUCGGUUAACCUUACCGCUGGUUCGAACUACACAUCGGAACACCCCGAUCUCCCGUUGGUCUCCAAAUGGACCAUGAUCCCCUACGCCAUCACCUUCCUACUCGGCGUUCCCGGGAACAGCACUGCCAUUUGGGUGACAGGCUUCAAGAUGAAUAGGAGCAUCUACACAACAUGUUUCCUGUACCUGGCUGUGGCAGACCUAAUCUGCUGCCUGAUCCUCCCCUUCUGGAUGGUCGUAUUCACCUUUCCAGACAUGGGGCUUAGUAAUUACAGAUGGAACAUUUCGCUGGAGAGUGCUAUCGCCUUCAACGGGUCCGUCAGCGUCUUCAUAUUGACGCUGAUCAGCAUCCUCCGUUGCAUAGCCGUCACUCGGCCGAUUUGGUUCUAUCAGCACAUGAGACUGCGUUGGGUAUAUGCGGCCUUCUUUGGGGUCAGCGGCCUCUCCAUCCUUUUCUGCAUUACCGUCCUGUUGAACGGGAAGAUUGCACUGUAUAUUGGGCCCAGGACCUGGGAUAUGAUGAGGGUCACUUGGGCUAUCAUUAUUUUCGUCCUCCCCGUCGUGAUCAUGACCAUCUGCUGUGCCCUGAUCGGCCUGCAGCUGCACCGGGACAAGUUCACUCAGUCCAGAAAUCCCGUCCGCCUCACCAUGACUGUUGUCGCCGCAUUCAUAGCGUCCGGGCUCCCGUUCCACAGUUCCAGUUUUGCCUCGUUCUUUUUCGAUUGUGACGUUCGGAGUUUGGAUCACGUAACCAUCCCCUUGGCCUUCUUCAACAGCGCACUCAACCCUCUUCUCUACGUCUUCACUGGCAGCGACUUCCGCCAGGUCUUCAGACGUUCUCUUGCCUCCUCGCUCCGUCUGGCCUUCUCCGAGGAAGCGCCUGAAGUCCGGACCGACACUGCCAAUCCAACAACCCGGUUGUAA
Mobula hypostoma (lesser devil ray) is the source of this 939-nucleotide messenger RNA. Its product is annotated as C3a anaphylatoxin chemotactic receptor-like. The coding region runs from base 1 to 939 and encodes 312 amino acids. NCBI's taxonomy places the organism in Eukaryota, Metazoa, Chordata, Chondrichthyes, Myliobatiformes, Myliobatidae. Gene Ontology annotation, molecular function: complement component C5a receptor activity; G protein-coupled receptor activity. The record is from RefSeq and is a predicted model, not a curated record. The transcript has a single exon. Gene Ontology annotation, biological process: phospholipase C-activating G protein-coupled receptor signaling pathway; positive regulation of cytosolic calcium ion concentration; inflammatory response. Gene Ontology annotation, cellular component: plasma membrane.